AUGGCCUUGCUAACAGCUCGAUGCCCCCUGGAGCCCUGUAGGACGCCCACCCAUGGCCACCUACUGCUGCUAGUGCUCACUCUUGGGUGGGUGCAACCUCUGAGGGCUGCAGAGACGGGAGAGGACACUGUGCAACUCGACCGAGUCUUGCCCGGCACAGGUGACUUUGCCAGCCUCGCCCCAGACCUCCUCCUUAGCUUCUCAUGUGCGGAGGUGUCUGGCCUGAGCACGGAGCGUGUCCGGGAGCUGGCCAUAGCCGUGGGGCAGAAGAAUGUCACGCUCCAGGUAGAUCAGCUGCGCUGUCUGGCACAUCGCCUCUCUGAGCACCUUGCCCCUGAGGACCUGGACGCCAUCCCAGUGGACGUGCUGCCCUUUCUCAACCCGGCUGCAUUCCUGGGGCCCCAGGCCUGCACUAGCUUCCUGUCUCGAGUUUCUAAGGUCAACAUACACGUGCUCCCUCGGAAGUCUCCCGAGCGUCAGCGCCUGCUUCUUGCAGCUCUGUCCUGCCGGGGAGUGCGGGGUUCUCGGGUGAGUCAGGCAGACGUGCAGGCUCUGGGAAAUCUGGCUUGUGACCUGCCUGGGAGCUUUGUGGCCGACUCAGCGGAAGCCCUCCUCCCUUGGCUAGCGGGUUGCCCGGAACCCCUGGACCAGGACCAGGAGGAGGCAGCAAGGAUGGCUCUGCAGGGUGGAGGACGCCCCUAUGGCCCCCCGUCAAGGUGGUCAGCUUCCAGCCUGAAUGCUCUGCAGGGCCUGUUGGCUGUGUUGGAUCAGCCCAUCAUCCACAGCAUUCCCAAGAGUGUCACAGCUGUGUGGCUGCAGCGCGUCUCCAGGAGCCCAUCCUGGCGGGGAUCUGAGCUUCCUGCCCUGCUCCCGAGGUUCCGGCGGGGCACAGAGAAGAGGGCCUGCCCUCCAGAGCGGAAGCCCCAAGUGGUGGAUGAAAAACUCUUCUUCUAUGAGGAGUGGGAGCUGAAGGCCUGCGUGGACGGUGCCCUGCUGGCUGCCCAGAUAGACCGUGUAAACAGGGUUCCCUUCACCUACCAGCAGCUCAGCAUCUUUAAGCACAAAUUGGAUGAGUUCUACCCACAAGGCUACCCUGAGUCCCUGAUCCAGCGGCUGAGCUACUUCUUCCGCUACCUCACCCUUGAGGACAUCCAAAAGUGGAAUGUGACCUCCCUGGAAACAGUGAAAAAUCUCCUCAAAGUUGCUGAAAGGAAACAGAUGGAUGCUCAGGCAGCUGCCCUGGUUGCCCGCUAUCUGCUGGGAAAGGGCCAGUUGGACAAAGACACCCUGGACACCCUGGCCAACAUCCGUCCUACCUACCUGUGUAUCCUCAGCCCUGAGCAGCUGGACUCUGUGCCCCCCAGGGUCUUGUGGACGGUCGAGCCCCAGGACCUGGACUCGUGCAGCCAGAGGCAGCUGGACAUCCUCUAUCCCUAUGCCCGCUUGGCCUUCCAGAAUAUCAGUGGGCUGGAAUACUUUGGAAAGAUCAAGGCCUUCUUGGGUGGGGCCCCGAAGGAAGACCUGCAGGCAUUCAGUGGGCAGAAUGUCAGCAUGGACAUGGCCACAUUCAAGAAGCUGCCACUGGAGACCUUGGUGCAACUGACCGUAGAUGAGGUGCAAAAACUUCUGGGACCACACGUGGUGGGUCUGCAGGCAGAGGAGAAUAACAGCCCAGUGCGGGAUUGGAUCUUCCGGCAGCCGCAGGAAGACCUGGAUAGGCUGGGGCUGGGGCUCCAUGGUGGCACCCCCAAUGGCUACCUGGUCCUAGACCUCAACUUCCGAGAAGCCUUUUCCAGGGGAGCCCCCCUCAAACGUGGACUUGUGCUAGCAUUGAUUCCAGCUCUGCUCCUGGUCUUGACUCUGAGCUAA
Messenger RNA from Castor canadensis (American beaver), 1869 nucleotides. RefSeq names its product mesothelin (gene Msln). Gene Ontology annotation, cellular component: cell surface. Lineage: Eukaryota; Metazoa; Chordata; Mammalia; Rodentia; Castoridae. Gene Ontology annotation, biological process: cell-matrix adhesion. The record is from RefSeq and is a predicted model, not a curated record.